Molecule: messenger RNA, 471 nt
Organism: Schistocerca cancellata (South American locust)
Lineage: Eukaryota; Metazoa; Arthropoda; Insecta; Orthoptera; Acrididae
Product: keratin-associated protein 4-3-like
Exons: 1
Coding region: 1-471 (156 amino acids)
Source: RefSeq, a predicted model, not a curated record
AUGGAGUGCUGCUUUUGCUCAGAGUGCUGCCUUCGCAAGGUGUCCUGCCUUCGCAAGGAGUGCUGCCUUCGCCAGGAGUGCUGCCUUCGCCAGGAGUGCUGCCUUCGCAACGAGUGCUGCCUUCGCAAGGGGUGCUGCCUACAAAAGGAGUGCUGCCCUCGUAAGGAGUUCUGCCUUCGCAAGGAGUGCUGCCUUCGCAAGGAAUGCUCCCUUCUCACGGAGUGCUGCCUUUGCACAGAAUGCUGCCUUCGCAAGGACGUCUGCCUUUGCACAGAGUGCUGCCUUUGCACAGAGUGCUACCUUCGCAAGGAGUGCUGCCUUCGCUACCAGUGUUGCCUUCGCAAGGAGUGCUGCGUUCAGAAGGAGUGGUGCCUCCGCAAGGAGUGCUGCCUUCACAAGGAGUGCUGCCUUUGCAACGAGUACUGCCUUCGCAAGGAGUGCUGCCUUCGCAAGGAGUGCUGCCUUCGCUAG